AUGGAUAGUGAAAAAACUUUUGAAUCCAUCCCAGAUGAUCUCUUUCUAGAGAUCUUCUCGAGAUUGUCUUCAAUAUUAAUCGCUAGGUGUCGUUGCGUGUCGAAGCGUUGGGCGUCAAUACUUUACCGUAAAGAUUUCACUGAGUUAUUCUUGACUAAGUCAUCCGCUCGUCCACGUCUCUUAUUUGCCGUCGAUAAAGGUUUUCAGUUUUACUUCUACUCCUCUCCUCAGUCUCAGAAUCAGUCGACCCUUGAAGUAGAUUUUCAUACGAACGUAGGUGUAGGUAUAAACGAAAACCUUUGUAGCUAUGAAUCUGGUUUGAUCCAUGUCCAUGUCACUGAUCUUUGGCUCUCGAAGAAGUCCUUGUGUGUGAUAUGUAACCCUAUCACGAGACGGUAUGUUAACUUACCCGAACUGGACAAGUACAAAGACUCGAGAAGCUCUUUAGGGUUUGAUCCGAUUGAUAAGCAGUUUAAGGUUUUGUUUAUGCACAACAAUGGUGAAUGGGUACAUCAUGUUCUGACAUUAGGAACUGAAGAUCUGAGGUGGAGGAAGAUCCAGUGUCCCUUUACCUAUGGACAUUUUGGUCUAGCAAAAUGCAUCAAUGGGGUUUUGUAUUACUUGGCUAGUACAUUUGGUGGAUCUUCUGGUCGGAUAGUUUGCUUUGAUGUUAGGUCUGAGAAAUUCAAGUUCAUUGACGGGAAACACUUCUCUUCUACGUCAUAUACAGAUUUGAUAAAUUAUAAGGGUAAAUUAGGUGGGGUUAAUUUGGAUUAUGAUUGUGAUAGGAGCUGUUACUGUGAGAUGUAUUUGUGGGUUCUAGAGGAUGUCGAGAAACAGAAAUGGUCGAGAUAUGACUACUCUUUGCCGACAACUCAAACCUGUCACUUUAGGUUCGAUAUGCACAUUGCUGGGAUGACUGCUACUGGUGAAUUUGUUUUCGCCGAGUUUCAUACAUGUUCAAGCAAAUCGUUUAAUGUUAUCUACUUCAAUCCCGAAAAGAACACUCUCCAAAGUGUUAACAUCCAAGGUCUUGAAGGUAACAAUGGCUAUAUGUACAGCAGGGUUAAUACCUUUGUAGACUAUAUAGAGGAUCUUAGUGCUAAUGAUUUAAAGCAUAUUACGUCAAAACCACGACAACGUCGAGAUACAUCUCGUGAACUCAGCAGGUCUGCUCCAUCUACAAAGAACAAGCAGACAAGAAGCUUCCUCCAGAACAAGUAUGAAUUACUAGCUAACUUAGAGUGAGGAUCUGAUCUUGGAAGCCAAUUAAGCGAAAGAGUCUGGCUAUAAUUUGGUUGUGGUGUGUGUGACUUUGUUAUUUACAGGUUACAUACAUACGUAUGAGCUCUGUCACUCUGUUUCCUUAGCUAUUUCAAAAACCUUUUUUGUUUCCUGGUUAUAAUGUCCUAAUUGUGAGAGCAUGCAAAACUAAUGUUGAAUCAUA
This is a messenger RNA of Capsella rubella, 1447 nucleotides long. RefSeq names its product putative F-box protein At5g38810. The record is from RefSeq and is a predicted model, not a curated record. The coding region runs from base 1 to 1248 and encodes 415 amino acids. NCBI's taxonomy places the organism in Eukaryota, Viridiplantae, Streptophyta, Magnoliopsida, Brassicales, Brassicaceae. The transcript has a single exon. Gene Ontology annotation, molecular function: protein binding.